Saccharomyces kudriavzevii IFO 1802 is the source of this 1887-nucleotide messenger RNA. RefSeq names its product Afr1p (gene AFR1). Bases 1 to 1887 code for a protein of 628 amino acids. The transcript has a single exon. The record is from RefSeq and is a predicted model, not a curated record. NCBI's taxonomy places the organism in Eukaryota, Fungi, Ascomycota, Saccharomycetes, Saccharomycetales, Saccharomycetaceae.
AUGGAAAGGUCAUAUUUGUCCGCACAAGAAGACCAGUCCAUACCAGAGCGAUUGGUGCCUAGGUCGAACUCGACUUCGAAUUUAUUUGCAUUGUCUGAUACAUUCUCCAAGCUAAAUGUUAGGAACGAUGGUGAUUACAACUCUUUGGGUCCGAACAAGAAGAGACACGUUUACGGUGACAGAAUGGAAAGAAUGGGCUAUGGCUCUAUGGUGGGAACAAAUGGUUUUCCAGUGAGGUCCUCUUCAAUGACAGCCGCCCAGCAUGAAAGGAAAACUACAUUAUUUACCGUUAAAAGAAACUCGUAUCAGGAGGGGCUAAAUAAAGGACACAAUUAUGAGAGUCAGUACCAAAGCGCACAGAAUACUUUAAGGGUCUACGGGAAAUUAACGCCUUAUCAACUUCAACGUUCCAAAAUGAGGACCAGUUUUCGAUUUCCCAACGGUGAGAUAUACAAACCAAGGCUUGAUGGAAAAGGCUCCCCCACUUCGAAAAAAGGGGGCUUGAAUUCAAAGAGCUCUUUCUUAUUUAAGUUCCGUGAGAGGGAAGAUAGCACUUUACCAGAAGAUUCUGCAACAUCUUAUAAUGCAGCCCAAAUUCCAUCACUUUCUAAUAUGGACAAAAAUCAGGAUACGAAUAGCCUGAAGUCGGGCAGUUCCGUUUCCUCGACGGCAAAAAGUUCGAUUGCAUCAUCUUCUCCAAUAUCUUCUCCAAUAUCUACUGUUAAUACCCCGACCAGUUUUACAGAAAGCCAUACAGAUGACGAUGAUGAUGGCUAUGAAAAUAAAACCGUCACCAUUUCUUAUUGCUUUCAGAAUACCGUCAAUGAAAACCAAAGUGAUCAUACGGAGAAGUUGAAUCUGCUGAGUGGGAACAAAGUCAAGCCGCAUACAAAGCCAAAAGUUUUUGAUGGAAAAAGAAAGAUUACUUCAGGAAAUGACAGAAAGGGAGGCAAAAAGCCGUCAUUAAGAUCAAAUUUGGGCUUUGUUUUGAAAAGGCUCUGGUCUAGUUCUGGAAACUCUGAUAGAAAGCAUAGUAAAAAGUAUAUGAAAAAAGAACAAACAACUCCUGUGGAUGAGAUAUCAAACGAUUUUGAUGAAAUUUCUGAUCUUGAGAAGGAUGUUGACUUGAAAGAUGCAAAUUUGAAUGGCAUUGAAAUUGAUGACGAUGAAACUCUGAUGGAUGCAAAUUCGAUAUUUGAUGAUUUGUUGUCCAGGGAAGAUAAUAAACACGACUGCAGGCGAAAACAAUUAGAAAUACGACAAAAACUUCACGAGACAAUACCUAAUGAUGAUGGAGAAACAUCUUGCCGAAAUAUAGAAGAGGCCAGCGUUAAUGAUGUUCUGAUCGACGAGACUUUAAUCGAAGACUUCUCAAAACUCGGCGAGUACAUAAUUGACACAAGAAAUCGUCCUCCCCCGAGGUCUUUAAAAAGACCCUCUUUAGAUAAUAAUGAAUGUGCGCGUAGUUUCUACGGCAUACCAACUGAUUUAAGACAGUCUUUGUCCGGUCCAAUAAGUUUGCCAAUGCAUGUUGGGAGCGACAUAGUGGAUAGACUAAGAAAUGACUGGGAAUAUAUAAGGUUUGAAAACUAUGGGAGCUCGUCCACAAAUUCUUCGUUAAGUAAAGUUGGAGCUGCUUUAAAACCAACGAAUAAGGGUGUCCGGUUCGCUCAGGAAGUAUGUCUGGCAAGCACCUGGUCAUCAAAUGCAUACGAGAGGGCCAAUCCAGAAUUUAUUAUGAACCGCCACAGGUUAUUGUGGAUGAUGAAAGUAAACCCGAGCAUGAAUAGCGCCAUGAAUGAGGUUAAACUUGAACUCAACUCUUUCAAAGAAAACGAGAUGGUCGUCCAUGAACACAGUAAGUGUUUCACACAUUAUCUGCUUUAA